This is a messenger RNA of Spodoptera frugiperda (fall armyworm), 3504 nucleotides long. RefSeq names its product FAD synthase-like. The coding region runs from base 219 to 1025 and encodes 268 amino acids. Lineage: Eukaryota; Metazoa; Arthropoda; Insecta; Lepidoptera; Noctuidae. The record is from RefSeq and is a predicted model, not a curated record. The transcript is spliced from 5 exons. Gene Ontology annotation, biological process: FAD biosynthetic process. Gene Ontology annotation, molecular function: FMN adenylyltransferase activity.
UCAGUUCACUUUGACAAGUAACGUGAGUCUGUGUGUCACGCAGUAUUGCAGAUUGCACCGCUUUCACUAAACAAUCUUGUAUUAAAUUCGCCUUGAAAUCUAUGGUGUGUUUAUAAAUCAUCAAACUCAGUUAUCCUCGGACUGUGUGCAAGUAGUCGACGAAGUCCAACAUCGGCUCUGACCUCAAAUUAGUUUCCAUUUUCAGUUCACAACGUGCGAUGCUCCCGAUCGGAGAGGUUUCAAAUAUGGACCUGCUAGACAUCGGAGGGCCUUUACAAGAAGCUGAACAGGUACUAAGACAAUGCUUCACAAAAUACCAAAUAGACGAGGUGUUCCUCUCGUUCAACGGCGGAAAAGACUGCACAGUGCUCUUAGAUAUAACUUUAAACGUUUUACGUGAUAUUUACAAAAGGGAUGACAUUGCCAGUGAAUUAAAAGUGGUGUAUAUUCGGACUAAUGGACCGUUCAGGGAAAUUGAGGCCUUCGUGGAUCAGGUUAAAGAACAUUAUGGUGUGACGCUGUUGGUGACGGAGGGUGAAAUGAAGAAUACGCUGCAACGGCUGUUGGAUCAGGACGAGAGACUGAAGGCUGUUCUCAUGGGGACGCGGCGGACAGAUCCUUACAGCGAAAACUUGGAAUUUAUGCAGAAAACAGACCCCAACUGGCCGCAGAUAGUCCGCGUCUCUCCCCUUCUGAACUGGAGCUACCACCACAUAUGGAGCUACACCCUACAGCGACGAGUGCCUUAUUGCAGCUUAUACGAUAGAGGAUACACAUCAAUAGGCAGCAUACACAACACAUGGCCUAACCCCGCACUAGCGACAAAAGACAACUGCGGCUGCAUAACGUACUUACCGGCGUGGCACCUAACCGACGCCUCUCUAGAACGGGCGGGGCGCGGCACAGCACCUAAGGUACCCGUCAAUGGACACGCAACAUACAGCAAUGGUAUUGAAAACAAUCACAUUAAUGGUAUAGACAGUAAUCACAAAAGUAGCGAUCAUGUACAUCCGUCACGCGUGUAACACAGGAUGUUUAGAGUAAAUAGUUGCUAAUUGUUUGUUUCUAGUAUCGAUGCAAAGUUCUGGAAGUGUUUGUGUGUGUAAUUGAGUGUUCUGGUGCUUUUUAGAUAGUACUUGCCCCUGAAUAUAGAUGGCGUUAUUGUCUAGAAGUGAAUAAAAAUGCAAUUAUAGGAUUGACAUAUGUCAAAGUUGUCGUAUGUCACUGUCAAUCCUUGAUUUUUCUGUCUAUGCCAUGUUGACUAUGGUGUAUAUAAAUUAUUUGAUUAGGGGUGCAGAUUGGAUGAUUUGCUUAAUUUAAAAAUGUUUUAGACAACUCCUAAUGUGGAUGCUUUUAUUCAACAGUGAAUUCAUGACGAUUGAAGAUCGCAUACUAAAUGGAACAGUUAGUAACUAUAAAAUGACAUCUCAAUGUGAACGCAGCCUUAGUCCGAAUUAAAUCUCCAGUAACGUUAUAUUUUAUCAACGUUAUCGAGUAAUAAAAUAACCGAUAACUAGUUUAAUUGCAUAAUUAGUUCACUUGUGGACUCGUUAAUUAUCAAAUAUAAUAUAAUAUUUAUAAAUGUAAACAUAGUAAUUACGAUACUAGAUAAUGUAAACAAUAUAUUUUUUAAGUUAUCUCGAAUUUAGUUUGGGCAGACAUUUUAAAUUUUAAUGGUGCUAAAUUUUAAAUGAAUACUCUAUUAAAAUUUGAAAUAACUAAAUUAUUCUAAUAACAUUUAAGUAGUCAAAAUCGUCCAUUAAUUAAAAGAAAGAAAAUGUUACCAUUUAGUACCAAUAGCUACUUAAUAUAUUUUUUUAAUGUAAAAUUACCAUUCUUAUCAUGUGACUAGGAUCGUAAUGUAUUUAGUUCAACUGAUAAUAAAUUGACAGAAUGCAGAAAGGUUCAAGAAUUAUGUAAACAUUGACUUCGCUCUUAUUACGUAACGUUAAGGUUCAUUAUUGUAGCUAUAUCAUCACCUAAUUACUGGAACCCAUUAUUUAAAUGUAUGCGACUGAUAAUGAAUCUUCCUGCAUACAAAAAUGUACUUACAAAUUACUAACUUAAUAUUGCAAAUUCGUAAUUAUUUUAUUUGUUUUAGAGCACUGAUAUCAAAAUUGUUUAACUAAAAAAUGCGUGUAAAGCUACUGCAAAAAUUACUUUGAUUCUAUUACUGAUAGUAUGAACCGAAAGAGGUUGUAAUGUAAGCUCUGCCUACCCUAUGGGACACAGGCGUGAGGCUCACACUGGCAUGAGUAUGUAUGAAAAGAAAAAUAUGGUAUCACUAUUAAAAAACCAGUAAGUGAUAAUUACCAGUAAUCAAUUAUUAUAAUAGUACUACUACAAAUACAUAUAUCAAAGAAUUUAGGUACAAAAAGUCGCCUAUUUAUCGUAUAGGUAAUAUUAACUCAUAUUAUAAUAGAAUUUUGAUAACUGUGAUGUUAGAAUAAUUACAUUGUUCGGUCUUUCGAAGAUGAAGCUGAAGAUAACAAUGAUGUACUUAAAUUAUUCUUUUCUAUGCCUAAAAUUUAAAACCUACUUAACAAAGCAUCUGAGGUUAUAUGUAUAAAGCCUUAAGACUCAAUUUGCAUCGCAAUAGAUUAAAACAAAAGGGCAAACAGUAUCUAUCCCUGUAACUAUGUAACGAACAAAAUACUACUAUUGAAAACAAUCUCCUACUCAAAUGUAAAUUGAGUCUUAUAGCUGUUUUCACCAAUCACCCCUAAAGCAAUUACUUUGCGUGACACUCAACCAACCCCUUACCUGCGUGUGUUCGGCGCUUUGAUUGGUUGGUUUAUACGAGCCGGCUAAUCAGAGCGCCGAACUUUCUUCUUUUUCGAUUACUUUAAACGUAAAGCUACCUAGUACUACUAAUAAGGGUACUGUACCGUUGCUUCUGUCACUUUUAGGUUGGUAGAAUCCAAUAUGUUGUUAAUUAUCACUUGUUAUAGCUUAGGGGUUCCCUAAAACUUAAGAGAGAUUGGCGGAAACGGACAUUGAUCGCUUAUCAGAAGCUUUUAUUUUUUGAGUGUCUAUCAUGCCUUCUUUAUAAAUUUAUUCUAAAAUAUUAAUAUAGUAGCCAGUAAAAUAAAUAAAUAGUGAAUUUAAUUAUGUCUCAUUGUUAAAUAUAAACGUUACUUAAGUAUUUAUUCAUUUUGUAAUCGUCUUAUUUAUUUUUAGAUGUUUUUGUGAUGUUCGCACACGAAAUUUCAUAUUAGAGGCUGCUCUAAACGAGAUUGUAUGUUCGUUAUUUUCAAAAUUGUGCUUAAUAUUUUUAUGUAAUGACGGAUUUAAAUUAUUAUUUUUUAUCCACCGGAGAAGUUUCUCCAUAGCUUUAAUAUUUUGUGAACUAUUUUUAAUUUGAUUUAGAUAAUGCACAUGUUUAAAUAUUUUGAAACAUUUUUUUGCUCUCGCAAUAUUAUUUUUCUAAUGUAUUGCAACACUUUAGCACAGUUGUUUUACUACUUAAAUUAUGUUUUAAAUAAAACAAUUUAAUUUAGAAAA